AAUUAAAUCCUCCCAUAUUCAGCCGGCAAUAUAAAGCUGGUGAGGAGCGUUUCUCUGCACUCUUCGGGUCAAAAGAGGGGUUCGCUGUUACCAAGUGCUUAGUGCUGCAACUGCAACUGGGAAGAAGAGAUGGCACCUGGCAAGAAGAGUAUCCUUGACCGUCUGAAUGCUGGGGAGGUGGUGAUCGGAGACGGAGGCUUCGUGUUUGCUCUGGAGAAGAGAGGCUACGUGAAGGCCGGGCCAUGGACUCCAGAAGCUUCUGUCACACACCCUGAGGCCGUGCGGCAGCUGCACAGGGAGUUCCUGAGGGCGGGAGCUAAUGUCAUGCAGACAUUCACGUUCUAUGCCAGCGAUGACAAACUGGAGAACAGGGGUCAAAACUUGAAACUCUCUGGGGCACUGAUCAACGAGGCAGCCUGUGACCUGGCUAGGGAGGUUGCCAAUGAAGGAGACGCGAUGGUAGCCGGUGGAGUGUGUCAGACUCCAUCCUACCUGAGCUGUAAGAGUGAAACAGAAGUGAAGGCUAUCUUCAAGAAACAGCUGGAUGUGUUCAUGAAGAAGAAUGUGGAUUUCCUGAUUGCUGAGUACUUUGAGCAUGUUGAGGAGGCAGAGUGGGCUGUGCAGGUGCUGAAGACCAGUGGGAAGCCUGUAGCUGCUUCUAUGUGCAUUGGACCAGAGGGAGACAUGCAUGGCAUCUCCCCCGGAGAGUGUGCUGUCAGGCUGGUAAAGGCUGGUGCCCAGAUUGUUGGAGUCAACUGCCACUUUGACCCCAUGACCUGUGUGCAAGCUGUAAAGUUGAUGAAGGAGGGAGUGGAGAAGGCCAAACUGAAGGCUCACUACAUGGUGCAGCCCCUGGCAUACCACACCCCAGACUGCAACUGUCAGGGAUUCAUCGAUCUGCCAGAAUUCCCCUUCGCGCUGGAGCCCAGGAUCCUGACCCGCUGGGACAUGCACAAGUACGCCAGAGAGGCCUACAAGGCUGGCAUCCGCUUCAUUGGUGGCUGCUGCGGGUUUGAGGCUUACCACAUCAGAGCUAUUGCAGAGGAGUUGGCCCCUGAGAGGGGGAUCGUGGCCGCUGGCUCAGAGAAACAUGGGAUGUGGGGUGCUGGUCUGGAGAUGCACACCAAACCCUGGGUCAGGGCCAGGGCCCGUCGUGACUACUGGGAGACUAUCUCUCCCGCAUCAGGUCGUCCCUUGUGCCCGAGCUUGUCCACUCCAGAGGGCUGGGGUGUGACCAAGGGCCACACUGAGCUGAUGCAGCACAAGGAGGCCACCAGCAGCCAGGAAAUGAAGCACGUGUUGGACAUGCAGAAGAAGGCCAAGUCUUCUGCAUGAGCGACACAUCAAGAACACCGAAGCACCCAUUCCGUCAGUGAGAGAGAAGGAUGAGGGGAAGGAGUGAAGUCUUUCCCGGUUCAGAUUGGAGAUAAAAAAAGCACUUGUAGCAGCGAUACUCCAAUUGUGGAGUAUUACUAUGUAAACCCCAAACAAUAAACCUGAGUUUGUCACUUAA
Centropristis striata (black sea bass) is the source of this 1513-nucleotide messenger RNA. Its product is annotated as betaine--homocysteine S-methyltransferase 1-like. The record is from RefSeq and is a predicted model, not a curated record. Lineage: Eukaryota; Metazoa; Chordata; Actinopteri; Perciformes; Serranidae. The transcript has 8 exons. The coding region runs from base 130 to 1335 and encodes 401 amino acids. Gene Ontology annotation, molecular function: betaine-homocysteine S-methyltransferase activity; zinc ion binding.